AUGACUCCAACAACCCAAGGAACACUUUCUACCACUCCAACAACGCAAGGAACAGCUGCUACAGCUCCAACCACACAAGGAACAGUUGCUACAACUCCAACAACGCAAAGAACAACUGCAAUAUCUCCAACAACACAAGGAACAGCAGCUACAACUCCAACCACACAUGGAACGGCUACUACAACACCAACAACACAAGGAACAGCUUUUACAAUUCCAACAACACAAGUAACAGCUGCUAGAACUCCAACAACACAAGGAACAGCUGCUAAAACGCCUACAACACAGGGAACAGCUGCUACAACUGCAACAACAAAAGGAACAGCUGCUACAACUCCAACAACGCAAGGAACAACUGCAACAUUUCGAACAACACAAGGAACAGCAGCUAGAACUCAAACAACCCAUGGAGCAGCUGCUACAAGUCCAACAACACAAACAACAGCUGCUACAAGUCCAACAACACAAGAAACAGCUGCUACAACUCCAACGACACAAGGAACAGUUGCCACAACUUCAAUAACACAAGAAACAGCUUCUACAACUCCAACCACACAAAAACCAGUCGCUACAACUCCAACAACACAAGAAGCAAUUGCAACAUCUCCAACAACACAAGGAACAGUAGCUACAACUCCAACAACACAAGGAACAGUUGCUACAAAUCCAACAACGCCAGGAAAAACUGCAACAUCUCCAACAACACAAGGAACAGCAGCUACAACUCCAACCACACAUGGAACAGCUGCUACAACACCAACAACACAAAGAACAGCUUUUACAAUCCCAACAACACAAGCAACAGCUGCUACAACUCCAACAACACAAGAAACAGCUGCCACAACGUCAACAACACAAGGAACAGCUGCUACAACUCCAACAACACAAGAAACAGCUGCUACAACUCCAACAACACAAGAAACAGUGGCCACAACGAACACAAGGAACAGCUUCAACAACUCCAACAACACAAGGAACAGCUGCUACAACUCCAACAACACACACAACAGCUGCUACAAGUCCAACAACACAAGAAACAGCUGCUACAACUCCACAACACACACAACAGCUGCUACAAGUCCAACAACACAAGAAACAGCUGCUACAACUCCAACAACACAAGGAACAGUGGCCACAACGGUUAUAACACAAGGAACAGCUUCUACAACUCCAACAACACAAGGAACAGCUGCUACAACUCCAACCACACAUGACAACACAAGGAACAGUUGCCACAACGUUUAUAACACAAAGAACAGCUUCUACAACUCCAACAACACAAGGAACAGCAGCUACAACGCCGAACAACACAAGGAACAGCAGCUAGAAUUCCAACAACCCAAGGAGCAGCUGCUACAACUCCAACAAUACAAGGAACAGUUGCCACAACUUCAAUAACACAAGGAACAGCUUCUACAACACCAAUAACACAAGGAACAGCUGCUACAACUCCAACCACACAAAAACCAGUUGCUACAACCCAACAACACAAGAAGCAACUGCAACAUCUCCAACAACAGAAGGAACAGCAGCUACAACUCCAACAACACAAGGAACAGUUGCUACAAUUCCAACAACGCCAGGAACAACUGCAACAUCUCCAACAACACAAGGAACAGCAGCUACAGCUCCAACCACACAUGGAACAGCUGCUACAACACCAACAACACAAGGAACAGCUUUUACAAUUCCAACAACACAAGUAACAGCUGCUAGAACUCCAACAACACAAGGAACGGCUGCCACAACUACAACAACACAGGGAACAGCUGCUACAACUCCAACAACACAAGAAACAGUUGCUACAACUUCAAGAACACAAGGAACAGCUUUCACAACUCCCACAACACAAGGAGCAGCUGCUACAACUCCAACAACACAAACAACAGCUGCUACAAGUCCAACAACACAAGAAACAGCUGCUACAACUCCAACAACAGAAGGAACAGUUGCCACAACGGUUAUAACACAAGGAACAGCAAACAACAGCUGCUACAAGUCCAACAACACAAGAAACAGCUGCUACAACUCCAACAACAGAAGGAACAGUUGCCACAACGGUUAUAACACAAGGAACAGCUUCUACAACUCCAACAACACAAGGAACAGCUGCUACAACUCCAACCACACAUGAAACAGUUGCUACAACUCCAACAACACAAGAAGCGACUGCAACAUCUCCAACAACACAAGGAACAGUUGCCACAACGUUUAUAACACAAAGAACAGCUUCUACAACUCGGAACAACUGCAACAUUUCGAAAAAACAAUACAAGGAACAGUUGCCACAACUUCAAUAACACAAGGAACAGCUUCUACAACACCAAUAACACAAGGAACAGCUGCUACAACUCCAACCACACAAAAACCAGUUGCUACAACUCCAACAACACAAGAAGCAACUGCAAUAUCUCCAACAACAGAAGGAACAGCAGCUACAACUCCAACAACACAAGGAACAGUUGCUACAACUCCAACAACACAAGGAACAGCUGCUACAACUCCAACAACACAAGGAACAGCUUGCCACAACGUAUAUAACACAAAGAACAGCUUCUACAACUCCAACAACACAAGGAACAGCAGCUACAACUCCAACCACACAUGGAACAGCUGCUACAACUCACACAACAAAAGGAACAGCUGCUACAACUCCAACAACGCAAGGAACAACUGCAACAUUUCGAACAACACAAGGAACAGCAGCUAGAAUUCCAACAACCCAAGGAGCAGCUGCUACAACUCCAACAAUACAAGGAACAGUUGCCACAACUUCAAUAACACAAGAAACAGCUUCUACAACACCAAUAACACAAGGAACAGCUGCUACAACUCCAACCACACAAAAACCAGUUGCUACAACUCCAACAACACAAGAAGCAACUGCAAUAUCUCCAACAACAGAAGGAACAGCAGCUACAACUCCAACAACACAAGGAACAGUUGCUACAACUCCAACAACACAAGGAACAGCUGCUACAACUCCAACAACACAAGGAACAGGCUACAACUCCAACAACACAAGGAACAGUUGCUACAACUCCAACAACACAAGGAACAGCUGCUACAACUCCAACAACACAAGGAACAGUUGCCACAACGUAUAUAACACAAAGAACAGCUUCUACAACUCCAACAACACAAGGAACAGCAGCUACAACUCCAACCACACAUGGAACAGCUGCUACAACUCACACAACAAAAGGAACAGCUGCUACAACUCCAACAACGCAAGGAACAACUGCAACAUUUCGAACAACACAAGGAACAGCAGCUAG
This is a messenger RNA of Paramuricea clavata, 3278 nucleotides long. The record is from the annotation of a GenBank genome assembly. Lineage: Eukaryota; Metazoa; Cnidaria; Anthozoa; Malacalcyonacea; Plexauridae.